UUCUGUGAUAGGUCAGUGAUCGUGGAGGCGGAGUCCCGCUGAGGAAGAUUGACAGGUUGUUUACGUACACAUACUCCACUGCACCUUGUCCUCAGAUGGACACGUCUCGAGCCACUCCUCUGGCUGGUUUUGGUUAUGGGCUGCCCAUCUCCAGACUUUACGCCAGAUAUUUCCAAGGUGACCUGAAGCUGUACUCUAUGGAGGGAUUCGGCAUAGAUGCUGUCAUUUAUAUCAGAGCUUUGUCCACCGAGUCCAUCGAGAGGCUUCCCGUUUACAACAAAUCCGCCUGGAAGCAUUAUAACACCAUCCAUGAAGCGGAUGACUGGUGUGUCCUCAGCAAAGAUCCCAAGGACAUGACCACCUUCCGCAGCUUCUAACGCUUGUGCUGUGCAUGCGCUCGCCAGACUCCCUCUCGCACCUUUCACCAGCGCACCUGCUUCUGCAGACCCCAAACAGCAUCUUAGCUUCAUCUGUCCGCCCGUGUCGAUCAGGACAGAAGAGUAACGAAAGAGGCUGGGAAUACAUGAAAGAGCAUGCUGGAACACUACAUGUUUCUAGUAUGUUCUAAUGAAAACGUUUUGCACUGUAGCAUGUGCUACCAGUAUUGUAAGUUAGCACAGGUGUUUCUAGUGCCAUCACAUCCCAGAUAGACAAUUAGGCUUUUGUCCUUCUGGCGUAUUUUGAGUGUGUAUUAUUUAUGUAUGUGUUUCAUGAUUUAUUAUUCUUUCAUUUGAAUGUGUAAGUCAGUAUACAGUAUAUUUAUUUUUCUGUCAUCAUGAGACAGACUGAAGUGUUGAUCAUUUUUGCUUUAAGCUUACACAUUGUGAUUUGGAAAUCAAGCUUGUGUGUCACACAGUUGUGGGCUAUAAUAUAUACCAGCAUAACUGUACUCCUUGUACAUGUAUUACAUCUUGUUUGCAG
Sinocyclocheilus grahami is the source of this 921-nucleotide messenger RNA. Its product is annotated as pyruvate dehydrogenase (acetyl-transferring) kinase isozyme 1, mitochondrial. The record is from RefSeq and is a predicted model, not a curated record. The coding region runs from base 96 to 377 and encodes 93 amino acids. The transcript is spliced from 3 exons. NCBI's taxonomy places the organism in Eukaryota, Metazoa, Chordata, Actinopteri, Cypriniformes, Cyprinidae. Gene Ontology annotation, molecular function: pyruvate dehydrogenase (acetyl-transferring) kinase activity. Gene Ontology annotation, biological process: protein phosphorylation; regulation of glucose metabolic process. Gene Ontology annotation, cellular component: mitochondrion.